This is a messenger RNA of Empidonax traillii (willow flycatcher), 2559 nucleotides long. It is a transcript of the gene ABHD2, whose product is annotated as abhydrolase domain containing 2. Gene Ontology annotation, biological process: medium-chain fatty acid biosynthetic process; sperm capacitation; medium-chain fatty acid catabolic process. The coding region runs from base 210 to 1487 and encodes 425 amino acids. The record is from RefSeq and is a predicted model, not a curated record. NCBI's taxonomy places the organism in Eukaryota, Metazoa, Chordata, Aves, Passeriformes, Tyrannidae. Gene Ontology annotation, cellular component: sperm plasma membrane; sperm flagellum. Gene Ontology annotation, molecular function: monoacylglycerol lipase activity; acetylesterase activity. The transcript is spliced from 11 exons.
CAGCUUCAGGCUCCCUUUUGUUCCGUGCUAUGCACCUGCUUGUCAGCCUGUGUAAUGGGACUGCUCCUUUCUGCACUUUCACGUGUAACUUGUGACUUCCUCCAGCACACGGUGGGGUAACUCCUGUAGCACGUGGAUCCAGAAAGUGACAAGUCUACAGAGGACUGGCAGUCUUUUCUAGCUUGGGGAAAAUUUGAAAUUGGCUCAAAAUGAGUGCAAUAUUGGAAACCUCUGAGCUGCCGGCAGUGUUUGAUGGGGUGAAGCUGGCUGCAGUUGCUGCUGUGCUGUACGUUAUUGUUCGCUGCUUGAAUUUAAAAAGCCCAACUGCCCCUCCUGAACUCAUUUACCAGGACUCUGCUUUGGCCCGCUUUCUACUCAAAUCCUGCCCGCUUCUGACCAAAGAGUACAUUCCACCCCUGAUCUGGGGAAAGAGUGGACAUAUCCAGACUGCCCUUUAUGGAAAAAUGGGGAGAGUGAGAUCACCACAUCCGUAUGGACUUCGCAAGUACCUCACGAUGCCAGAUGGAGCGACAGCCACGUUUGAUCUCUUCGAGCCGCGGUCUGAGCACUGCAUUGGAGAGGAUGUCACGAUGGUGAUCUGCCCGGGGAUUGCCAACCACAGUGAGAAGCAGUACAUCCGCACCUUUGUCGACUAUGCCCAAAAAAAUGGGUACAGGUGUGCUGUCCUGAACCACCUGGGAGCCUUACCAAACAUCGAGCUCACUUCUCCACGAAUGUUCACAUAUGGUUGCACCUGGGAAUUUGGUGCCAUGGUGAAUUACAUCAAGAAGACCUACCCGCAGACCCAGCUGGUUGUUGUGGGCUUCAGCCUGGGUGGAAACAUAGUGUGCAAAUACCUGGGAGAGAGCCAGGCCAACCAGGAGCGAGUCCUGUGCUGUGUCAGCGUGUGCCAGGGGUACAGUGCACUGAGGGCACAGGAAACCUUCAUGCAGUGGGAUCAUUGUAGAAGAUUUUAUAACUUCCUCAUGGCAGACAACAUGAAAAAGAUCAUCCUUUCUCACAGGCAAGUUCUUUUUGGAGAUAACAUGAAGAAGCUACAUAGCCUGUCAGAUGCUGACCUGAGCAAGCUCUAUACAGCCACAUCCCUUAUGCAGAUUGAUGAUAACGUGAUGAGGAAGUUCCAUGGCUACAGCUCACUGAAGGAAUACUAUGAAAAGGAAAGUUGCCUGCAGUACUUACACACGAUCUAUGUUCCUCUUCUGCUGGUUAAUGCUGCUGAUGACCCUCUUGUCCAUGAGAGUCUCCUAUCGAUUCCAAGAGCUCUUGCAGAGAAAAAAGAAAAUGUCAUGCAUGUGCUGCCCCUUCAUGGAGGCCACCUGGGAUUCUUUGAGGGGUCUGUACUAUUCCCAGAACCUCUUACCUGGAUGGAUAAGCUCGUGGUACAGUAUGCCAAUGCCAUCUGCCAGUGGGAGAAGACAAAGCCUCACUGCUCAGAUGCAGAGCAGGCCAUGUCUGCCCAGGAGUAAUUGACCCAAAGACUCUGGAUCACUUCAAUUUAUCUCCCCCUAUGGGAACAUCUUGUUCCCUCACCUGCUGCUUCAGGUUUCCAUUCUCCUUGAUAUCCUAUGGCUGGGGUUUGAUCACAAGGUUUUCUUCCAAAGCAGAGUUAAAGCAGAGGUUAACAUCUGGUCAGAGCAUUUUGGAGUGUAUAGUCACUUGUGUUUAUAACUUACUCCUCUGCUUGAGGAAUUAAUUUGCUGACUGUGGCUUGUUACAGGGCAACUGAGCUACAGAUUGCUUGCUUUAAUAUAACAGAAGUUUCAAAUGUCAAAAUCUCUUCAUCUGAUGGUCAAAAACUUGAUCUGCAGCACUUGUUUAAAUAUAAAUGACCAAGUAACUAUCGCUCUGCCCACUGUUCUGGUGCUGGAAAAUACCUGUACCAAGCCACAAGCCAGUAAAUGUUCAAUCUGUAAGCCACUACAAUGUGGCUUGGAAAAACGGAUGCUUGACUGCAAGUGGAGUUUCAGCUUUGCACCAUCUCAAGGGAAACCUUGUAGUUCCUAGGAAUGCACUUGCACAAGUGAUUCACUUUUAAAAAUAUUCAAUUUUCUAUGCUUCAGCUGUCUUUGUUUUGGGGUGGCUUUAUACUGGGACACCAAGUAGAGAAGAGCUGCAACCUGGUAACUCCAGUAAUGUUUCUAUCUGUAAACAUUUUCUCACUUCAGGACCUGAUCAGUCACCUUGUCAUUUUUUGCCUCUCUUUAAAUGCAGUCAUCUUUUCAGUACUGGAUUCUUUGUUUGACCCAGGGCUGGCUCUGGCUUCCAAAUGGAAACACACGAUCAAGAAUCUGCAGGAUUUUUCCAUGAGAUUGAUCUGUUUGAAAGAACAUUUCAUGGAGAGCUAUGUACUCUUAUGGAUUAAUUGGGGGGGGGGUGUAUCUCUUUAGAUUUAUUCACCUUAUGUCAUGGCAAAUAAUAUCAAACUUCUGCCCCUUAGGUUUCAGAGCAUGAAAUGGUUUUCAGACAUGACUUGCCUUACAGUUGAUGGGGAGCAGGAUGUGUCUAGCUCUGUGCAACUGAAAUGACAUCUUUGCAUUA